GUUUCCUGGCACUUUAAGGCUCAGCCACUCCAGUUAGUUUCCUAACUCGUUUCCUUCCCUUGCAGAUGCCUCGUUCCAGAAGGUUUCAGUCUUUGGAACGCAGCAGCCGGGGCAGCUACCACGAAUGUUACAGAAGCCGGAAGCACAAGCGACGACGGAGUCAUUCCCGAUCAAGUAGCAGCGAGCGACGGCAUCACAGAGAGGACAGCUAUCACGUCCGAUCCCGGAGUUAUGACGAUCACUCGUCUGACCGGCAUGCCUACGACCGGCGAUACUUGGAUGAUUACCGGCGAGACGGCUACAGCGAGCGGGGUGAUGCUUAUUACGAGCCUGAAUACCACCCUUCCUACGAGUACCAGCAUUCCCGGGAUGGCAGUUACCGGGACUGCAAGAGGAAGCGGCGGCGGCGGAGACGGCGCCGUAGCCGUUCCUUCAGCCGCUCGUCCUCGCAGAGUCGUCCCGGCAGCAGGAGAGCCAAGAACGUGGAGGACGACGUGGAAGGCCACCUCAUCUAUCGCAUCGGGGACUGUCUCCAAGACAGAUAUGAGGUCAUCAGCACCCUCGGGGAAGGCACCUUUGGCCGGGUGGUGCAGUGUAUUGAUCACCGCAGAGGCAACACCCGCGUGGCUCUCAAAAUCAUCAAGAACGUAGAAAAAUAUAAAGAAGCCGCUCGCCUGGAGAUCAAGGUGCUGGAGAAAAUUAACCAGAAAGAUCCGGAGAAUAAAAACCUGUGUGUCCAGAUGUAUGACUGGUUUGACUACCACGGCCACAUGUGCAUUUCCUUUGAGCUCCUGGGCCUCAGCACGUUUGAUUUCCUGAAGGACAACAACUAUCUGCCGUAUCCGCUCCACCAGAUAAGGCAUAUGGCCUACCAAGUGUGCCAGGCUGUCAGAUUUCUGCACGAGAACAAGCUCACCCAUACGGACCUCAAGCCGGAGAACAUCCUCUUUGUCGUUUCGGACUACGAGAUGACCUACAACCUGGAAAAGAAGCGAGACGAACGAAGCGUCAAGAACACGGCCAUCCGGCUGGUGGAUUUUGGCAGCGCCACCUUUGACCACGAGCAUCACAGCACCAUUGUCUCCACGCGGCACUAUCGGGCGCCCGAGGUCAUUCUAGAACUCGGCUGGGCCCAACCGUGCGACGUCUGGAGCAUUGGCUGUAUCCUCUUUGAGUAUUAUAUGGGCUUCACGUUGUUUCAGACCCACGAUAAUCGCGAACAUCUGGCCAUGAUGGAGCGCAUCUUAGGCCCCAUCCCAUCCCGGAUGAUCCGAAAAACAAGGAGGCAGAAGUAUUUCUACCACAGUCGUUUGGACUGGGAUGAGAAUACCUCCGCGGGGCGCUACGUGCGGGAGAAUUGCAAGCCGCUGCGGGACCCGGGCAUAACUCAGCACAGGCCGAAAACAGACUAUGCCACCCUGGAUGUUUAUAAUCCUUUCGACAACGCAGGGCUUCCCCCGCCGUAUGAGCCCUCAGCCUCCGUUCCCACAAUCCCCUCUGUGCCUGCAGCUCCUGUCUCGGAGGCCCCCAAGAAGCAAAUCUCUGCGGAGCCCAGGAAUUACGGUUCAUACGGGACCCCGGGAGCAACCAGCACGGCUACUGCUGAACUCUUAAAACGCCAAGAAGAGCUGAAUCGGAAAGCUGAGGAGCUGGAUCGAAGGGAGCGAGAGCUGCAGAAUGCCGCCCUUGGCAGCGGAGCAGCUCGGCAGAACAACUGGCCACCGCUGCCUUCCAUAUGCCCCGUGAAGCCCUGUUUUUAUCAGGAUAUUUCUGUAGAGAUUCCUGUGGAUUUUCAAAGGACGGUCACCAUCAUGUACUACCUCUGGAUGGCCAGCACUGUGGCCCUUUUCUUCAAUUUCCUGGCCACCCUGGUCUGGUUCUGCGUGGAGACCUCAGGCGGUUCCGGAUUUGGCCUCUCCAUCCUCUGGGUCCUGAUUUUCACGCCCUGCUCCUUCCUGUGCUGGUUUCGGCCCAUGUACAAAGCCUUCCGGAGCGACAGCUCUUUCAACUUCUUCAUCUUCUUCUUCAUCUUCUUCGCGCAGGACGUGAUCUACGUCCUGCAGGCCAUCGGGAUCCCAGGUUCGGGCUUCAGCGGUUGGAUUAUCAGCUUCGUAGCCCUGAAUGAGCACCCCGGCGUGGGCAUUUUCAUGAUUCUAGUAGCCACAUUGUUCACCGUUGUGGCCGGGCUGGGCAUCAUCAUGCUGAAACGGAUCCACUCCCUCUACCGCCGGACAGGGGCCAGCUUCCAGAAAGCCCAGGCCGAGUUUGCCGCCGGGGUCUUCUCCAACCAGGCCGUCCGCACGGCGGCCGCCAACGCCGCGGCCGGGGUGGCCACCAACACCUACCAGGGCCCCUGAAGGAGCAGCUGUGCGCAGGGACCCAACGGUCCUCCGGCCUCUUCUCGCCGGGGCGCCUUCCACUGAACACCCUCCCCGCUGCCGCCUUGAACUCCUUCCUUUGUGCUGAUCCAAGAAUCUUAAGCUCGGUAAUCUCAGCAAGGAAUCGGGGCUCACGAUGGAUCCCGCCCCCCACCCUCUGGGGCCGAAGAUGCUGACCCCUGAAAGCUGCUUGGAUUUUCUCUCUCUCCACCAUGGAGCCACGGAGGAUGGAGCCCCUAUUUUUCCCUUCCUGCGACUUUCCCGACUUCUCUAGACCAAGAGAAGUGGGGGGGCCUUUCCUCCUCACUCUUGUUCUGGCAAACCCCCCCCCCCAAUAUUUGGACGGCUUUUCCCCCUGUCUUUCUGUCUUCCCCUCCCUCCCUCGCUGUCCCCCAGACCCUCCCUGCAUUAAUUUAAGCUGGAUGGCUUCCCUUGCCCCCCACCCCGCUGCAGCCAAACCCGUUUUCAGCAGAUUUCCCGAGCUGAGCACGCCCCGUUCGUUCCUCCCUCCAUUAACAGUUUUUUUCCCCCCUCCUUUUUUAAAAAUAUUGAUCGCUUCUGCCAGCGCUGGCCGCCGGGGGCGGGGCAAGGUCAAUUCCUGCAGGUUUAUUAGCAACAGGAACAAUUUAAUUUUGGCUCGGGAGCCCGGGGGUGGGGGCACCUCCGGCCACCGCAGUUGCUUCUCGGCCCCUUGGGUGCCUUUUGUUUUAGUGCUGCCGGGGGUGAGUCUCCAAAUCUCGAGAAACGGGGCAGCUCAAGGUGUCUUGGCUCUCAGAUUUUCCUUUUCGGAGCCUGUCGAAAGGCGGGGAGGACAGAGGGAGGGCCAUGCUCACCUACUCGAAGUUUGCAGCACGUUGCAGCCACAGGGCCCUUGAUGGAUUUUUGGUUGAUCGAUUUCUCCCGAAUUACUUCUUUCGCCCUGUCUGUGGCUGGCUCCACAUUUCUCCCUUGCCAUCACCCUUCCUUCUGGGCCUCAUUUUAUUUGAUUUACUCUCCAAACCAGUG
This is a messenger RNA of Candoia aspera, 3383 nucleotides long. RefSeq names its product dual specificity protein kinase CLK2-like. Gene Ontology annotation, molecular function: protein serine/threonine kinase activity; protein tyrosine kinase activity; ATP binding. The record is from RefSeq and is a predicted model, not a curated record. The coding region runs from base 66 to 2357 and encodes 763 amino acids. Lineage: Eukaryota; Metazoa; Chordata; Lepidosauria; Squamata; Candoiidae. Gene Ontology annotation, biological process: peptidyl-tyrosine phosphorylation; regulation of RNA splicing; protein transport. The transcript is spliced from 19 exons. Gene Ontology annotation, cellular component: recycling endosome membrane; nucleus; trans-Golgi network membrane.